CCCUGCCCUGACGUGUUCCAGUUCCCGCUCUUCUCCGCUCAGUUCGGGCGGGAGCUGCGCGAGGAGGCGGAGCUUCGAGGGGGGUGGGCGGAGCAUCACGAGGUGCUCUCGUGGGCGGUGCCCCUCUCGGCGCUGCAGUUGGAUUCCGUCCUGCAGGGGGCGCUGCGGGAGCUCCUCCCCCCCAUCGCCCGCCGGCUCUUCCCGGGAUACGCCCCCAAGGGCCGGACCGUGCUGAGCUCCGUGGUUCGGUAUGACCCCGCCCCUUCCGGCCACGCCCCCUCCGGCCCCUCCCCCUCGGCCCCGGCCCGGCCCUCGGCCACGAUCAGCCUGAGCGUCAGCCUGAGCCCCGCCCACGGCGGCGGCUGGCUGUUCCCCCGCUACGGCUGCGUGGCCCGCGCCCCCCCCGGGCUGGGCCCUGCUGCACCCCGGGCGCCUGACGCACCUGGCACAAGGGGUGAGCCCCGCCCACGGCGCCAGGUACGAGCUGGCGCUGCUGAUGGACCCCUGAGUGUCCCCAGACUGGGGACAUCGGGGACAUCGAGGGACACUGGGGACGUCUGGGAGUCAGCUGUGGCCUCGUGCUCCUCACGGACCCCCGAGUGUCCCCAAAGGGUGACACGGGGACAUCGUUGGGGACAUCGUCGGUGACCGAGCUCUGCCAGGGGCUGGCCCUGCUGAUGGAGCCCUGGGUGUCCCCAAAACGGGACCUUGGGGACAUCUGGGGACAUCGGGGACAUUUGGGACUCAGCCCCGCUACGGCCUCGUGCUCCUCAUGGACCCUGACUGGGGACAUUGGGGACAUUUGGGGACAUCGGGUCCCACCCCAGUGUGGCCUCGUGCUCCUCAUGAGCCCAUUUGGGACAUUGGGGACAUUUGAGGACAUUGGGGACAUUGGGGACAUUUGGGGACAUUGGGGUCCCAUCCCCCCACCUCGGCCUGGCCCUGCCCUUGGACCUCUGAGUGUCCCCAAAAUGGGGACCUUGGGGGGACACCCUGGGGGACAUUGAGAGGACCCCAAAUUGGGACCUUGAGGGACCCCCAGGACCUUGGGGACACCCAGGGGACCUGGG
Molecule: messenger RNA, 1070 nt
Organism: Haemorhous mexicanus (house finch)
Lineage: Eukaryota; Metazoa; Chordata; Aves; Passeriformes; Fringillidae
Product: procollagen-lysine,2-oxoglutarate 5-dioxygenase 2-like
Exons: 5
Source: RefSeq, a predicted model, not a curated record